AUGCCACUCACCAGUGUAUCAUCAUUGUCUUUUAAAGGUGACAGUCACUCUGACGACGGUGUUCAAUGGCCAGAAGAUGACAAUAAAUGUCUUCCACUAGAGUCUACGUCUGGCCCGGAGUCUUCUGAUGGAUUCUAUGAGUCACCGUCACUGACUUUUGACAGUGUCGAUGACCUAAAGGAGAAGUUGAUCUUGAAGGAUUCAGUAGAACAGAAUGACUUGGAGAAUCAGCAAGAAGAGAGCGGCAGUUCGGAACAUGAACUAGGGGAUGACCACAAUAGUGACAGCGAGGAUACCAAUUCGGACUCCGAGUCUGACAGCAAGAUGCAGGUCCUCUUCCAGGAGUGGCUCACUUCAAAGGCAAAGGCAGAUAACCAGAUGAAACAACGGGGAAAACAGAAGGAAUUUCGGAGCCACAAAAAGGCACAGAAGUGA
Marasmius oreades (fairy-ring Marasmius) is the source of this 435-nucleotide messenger RNA. RefSeq lists its product as uncharacterized. The transcript has 2 exons. The record is from RefSeq and is a predicted model, not a curated record. Bases 1 to 435 code for a protein of 144 amino acids. Lineage: Eukaryota; Fungi; Basidiomycota; Agaricomycetes; Agaricales; Marasmiaceae.